AGCGGCACCGAGUGACAGCGCUGAGAGGCUUAAGAUCUCCGGAGCAGAGCGGCUCGCCAUGGCUGGCCCGCAGCAGCAGCCCCCUUACCUACACCUGGCCGAGCUGACUGCAUCCCAGUUCCUGGAAAUCUGGAAGCACUUUGACGCUGACGGAAAUGGGUACAUUGAAGGUAAAGAGCUGGAAAACUUCUUCCAGGAGCUGGAGAAGGCAAGGAAAGGUUCUGGCAUGAUGUCCAAGAGUGACAAUUUUGCAGAGAAGAUGAAGGAGUUCAUGCAGAAGUAUGAUAAGAACUCAGAUGGGAAAAUUGAGAUGGCGGAGCUGGCGCAGAUCCUGCCAACUGAAGAGAAUUUCCUUUUGUGCUUCAGGCAGCACGUGGGCUCCAGCGCGGAGUUUAUGGAGGCCUGGCGGAAGUAUGACACGGACAGAAGUGGCUACAUUGAAGCCAAUGAGCUGAAGGGAUUCCUGUCCGACCUCCUGAAGAAGGCCAACCGGCCCUAUGAUGAACCAAAGCUCCAGGAGUACACCCAGACCAUACUACGGAUGUUUGACUUAAACGGAGAUGGCAAAUUGGGCCUCUCAGAGAUGUCUAGACUCUUGCCUGUACAAGAAAACUUCCUGCUGAAAUUUCAGGGUAUGAAGCUGACCUCAGAAGAGUUCAAUGCCAUCUUCACAUUUUAUGACAAGGAUGGAAGCGGCUACAUUGAUGAGAAUGAAUUGGACGCCCUCCUGAAGGAUCUGUAUGAGAAGAACAAGAAGGAGAUGAACAUCCAACAGCUCACCACCUACAGGAAGAGUGUCAUGUCCCUGGCAGAGGCAGGGAAGCUCUACAGAAAGGACCUGGAGAUUGUGCUCUGCAGUGAGCCCCCUGUGUAG
Messenger RNA from Apodemus sylvaticus (European woodmouse), 874 nucleotides. RefSeq names its product calbindin 2 (gene Calb2). Gene Ontology annotation, cellular component: nucleus; synapse; dendrite. The coding region runs from base 59 to 874 and encodes 271 amino acids. The record is from RefSeq and is a predicted model, not a curated record. Gene Ontology annotation, molecular function: calcium ion binding. NCBI's taxonomy places the organism in Eukaryota, Metazoa, Chordata, Mammalia, Rodentia, Muridae. The transcript is spliced from 11 exons. Gene Ontology annotation, biological process: regulation of long-term synaptic potentiation; regulation of presynaptic cytosolic calcium ion concentration.